This is a messenger RNA of Eptesicus fuscus (big brown bat), 882 nucleotides long. RefSeq names its product proteolipid protein 1 (gene PLP1). The transcript is spliced from 8 exons. NCBI's taxonomy places the organism in Eukaryota, Metazoa, Chordata, Mammalia, Chiroptera, Vespertilionidae. Gene Ontology annotation, cellular component: myelin sheath; plasma membrane. The record is from RefSeq and is a predicted model, not a curated record. Bases 1 to 870 code for a protein of 289 amino acids. Gene Ontology annotation, biological process: axon development; central nervous system myelination. Gene Ontology annotation, molecular function: structural constituent of myelin sheath.
AUGGACCUGAAUAAGAGUCACAAUAGUGCUGUCAACCUUUUUCAGUCUCCUGUGAAGAACAUUGGAUCUAGGUCUGGCAGAGAGGUAAGAGUGGCAUUACCUUCCUAUUGUGCAUUCCUGAUUGUUUCCCCUUCUUCUUCCCCAGGUUUGUUAGAGUGCUGUGCAAGAUGUCUCGUAGGGGCCCCCUUUGCCUCCCUGGUGGCCACUGGAUUGUGUUUCUUUGGGGUGGCACUGUUCUGUGGUUGUGGACAUGAAGCCCUCACUGGUACAGAAAAACUAAUUGAGACCUAUUUCUCCAAAAACUACCAGGACUAUGAGUAUCUUAUCAAUGUGAUCCAUGCCUUCCAGUAUGUCAUCUAUGGAACUGCCUCUUUCUUCUUCCUUUAUGGGGCCCUCCUGCUGGCUGAGGGCUUCUACACCACCGGCGCAGUCAGGCAGAUCUUUGGCGACUACAAGACCACCAUCUGCGGCAAGGGCCUCAGUGCAACGUUUGUUGGCAUCACCUAUGCCCUGACCAUUGUGUGGCUACUGGUGUUUGCCUGUUCUGCUGUGCCUGUGUACAUUUACUUCAACACCUGGACCACCUGCCAGUCUAUUGCCUUCCCCAGCAAGACCUCUGCCAGUAUAGGCAGUCUCUGUGCUGAUGCCAGAAUGUAUGGUGUUCUCCCAUGGAAUGCUUUCCCUGGCAAGGUGUGUGGCUCUAACCUUCUGUCCAUCUGCAAAACAGCUGAGUUCCAAAUGACCUUCCACCUGUUUAUUGCUGCAUUUGUGGGGGCUGCAGCCACACUGGUUUCACUGCUCACCUUCAUGAUUGCUGCCACUUACAACUUUGCUGUCCUUAAACUCAUGGGCCGAGGCACCAAGUUCUGAUCGCCUGUAGAA